AUGCUGACUACAGAUAUCAAGAAAUGGAGGUAUGAUAGCGAGGAGCAGGUCUACAACAAUCGCAAGGGAGGCAGCAUCCGUAACAGCUCGGGCAUGUUUCAGCUGGCGCGAGAGAUAGAACUCUUGAAUGAGAAGGGUGUUGAGAUUCAAUGGCAUCAUACGAAGCAAGAGUCCAAUCAUGAGGCCGUCCAGCUCGCGCAAGAUGCUGUCGACCGCGCGAGACUCUUGAUGAGGCAGCCGGCACGUCGCCCUGCGGGCAGAACAAACCAGCGAGCUAGCAACUUGUCAGCUGGGCUGACUAGCAGCGGACCAGAAGACGGUACGUUUUAG
Messenger RNA from Verticillium alfalfae VaMs.102, 330 nucleotides. RefSeq lists its product with no specific name. Bases 1 to 330 code for a protein of 109 amino acids. Gene Ontology annotation, molecular function: nucleic acid binding. The transcript has a single exon. The record is from RefSeq and is a predicted model, not a curated record. Lineage: Eukaryota; Fungi; Ascomycota; Sordariomycetes; Glomerellales; Plectosphaerellaceae.